CGCAAACAGCAACCCACGCCGUGUGAAGGAGAUCGCCCGUUCGUUUUUCCCACCCUUCCCACCCCCAUCAUCACAUCACGGAGACGCUGACUGAGGCACCACACGAGGGCAAGGGCGGGCGAUGCUUGAGUGGGUACGGGACUGGCUUGCCCCGUACGUGCAGCUGUCAAAGAGCCGUGAUGAGCGACAGGGCAUAAACAACCUCCGCAUUGGACUGAGCACCAUCAUCGUCGCCCACCACGCUGGCAUGCCAUAUGGAAACGCAGGACCGUGGAUUCUUGUGAGCGAACAUCAGACAGACUGGCUUGGCGGGUUCUUUGCGUUGAGCGAGGCGUUUGCGGUUCCCAUCUUCUUCACGCUCUCCGGGUACUUUACUGAACUGUCGCUGCAGCGCAGUGAUGUGUGGGCGUUCUGGAAACACCGCAUCCGGCGGCUGUUCGUGCCGCUGAUGACCAUGCUGCACAUUGUCAACCCGACGUGCUUCUACUACGCCUACCGCGUGCACUCGCAUGCGCCAGAUGCAGCCACGGUUGGGUGGUGGGAGUUCUACACCAGCCACUGGCUGGGCCUGCGGCAUCCGCAGCACUUUCAGUGGCUGCACACCGGCCUCAGCGUGCCACUGUGCUCCAAGAUCCACAUGUGGUUUGUUGAGACGCUGCUGGGCCUCACGGCGGCGUGGACGCUUGCACGACCGCUUGUUGCGCGGGUUGAGCAGCAUGCCCGCGCACGCGGCUGGGCGUGCUCCCCAGACACUAUGCGCAGCAGCGCGAGUACACGUGAUAUUGCGCAGCACCAGCGGAGGAGACCUGUCCAUAAGCAGCAGCAGCAGCAGCAGCAGCAGCAGCAGCAGCAGCAGCAGCAGCAGCAGCAGCACAGCACGGGUCGCGUGUGGCGCGUGGCUGUGGUUGCUGGUCUCAUCACGGGCGCCGUCACGUGGGCCGUCAGGAUCCGCCAUCCCCUCGACGAGCGACUGGACUUUGCGCUUACAUAUGUCAAGCCCGCACGCUACCCGCAGUACGUGCUCAACUUUCUGCUUGGUGUUGCAUUUGCGCGACUAGGGUGCACGCUCAAGUCCACGCACAGGGCAGAACGCACGUCGCUUGCGGUGGCUGGCGGCUGGACGGCGCUGUUUCUGGUGGGCCGCGCGCAUAUUGAAGGGAACCACAGCCUCAUCUCGGCGUUUAAAGGCGGGUGCACGUGGCACUCGCUGGCGCUGUGCGUGCUAGAGUCUGUUGUGUGCGUGCACGCCACGUUUGGCCUGCUGUCUGCAAGCAUGCGGCACGCCAGCUACGAGAACAAGAGCACGCGCAAGAUGAGCGGCGCCACCUUUGGCGUGUACAUGCUGCACAUCCCCGUGGUCAUGUUCUGGCAGACGGCAUUGCAAGGGUGGCAGGUGCACGGCUCGCUCAAGUGGUUUGCAGUGACGCUGCUCUCUCUUCCGAGCGCCUUUGGCCUCAGCCUGGCCACCCGCUCCGUUCCCCUCGUCUCCUCUUUCCUCGGCAUGCACAAGUGAUUGUGUGUGUGUGUGAUUGUAUGAUAUUGGAUGUGAUUGUGUGUGUGUGUGUGUGUCUGUG
This is a messenger RNA of Salpingoeca rosetta, 1574 nucleotides long. RefSeq lists its product as uncharacterized. The transcript has 3 exons. NCBI's taxonomy places the organism in Eukaryota, Choanoflagellata, Craspedida, Salpingoecidae. The record is from RefSeq and is a predicted model, not a curated record. Gene Ontology annotation, molecular function: acyltransferase activity, transferring groups other than amino-acyl groups. The coding region runs from base 122 to 1513 and encodes 463 amino acids.